CGCUCCACCAAUCAGCGUCGGCGUCGCCCCUCACAACCCCGCGCCGCUCCUGGGACACCUUCCCAGGCGAAUUUUAAGCCAUUUGUCCUCCUCUUGGCGUCUCAGCAUCUUUAUCACGCCCGAGUAUCAUUUGAUCUAGUGAGCCACCGCACAGGGAUCGCCAUCAUGGCCGAUACACAAACAACUGAUCUUCCAGAAUAUAGUUAUAGUGGAGGAUAUGCGAGUGGGGGUGGUGGCGGUAGUAGUGGUGGUGCAAGCAGCUAUGGAGGUUAUAGCAAUGCUUCAGGAGCUGCUCCUCCUCCAGCUUCUUCAUACACACAACCGCAGUAUGGUGGAUAUUCUGCACCACCGCCUCAGGGUUACUCACAGAGCCCGGCUCCUUAUGCAGCACCACCUUCUUAUGGUGCUCCCCCACCACAGGGUGGCCAUGGGAGCUCAUACAGUGGAUAUGGGAUGCAGCAGCAGACACAGCCGCCAGUUCAGCCUGCAGCAGGCAGUGGAGGAUACAGCAGUUAUGGUGGACAGUCACAAGGGUAUGAACAGAAUAGUAGCUACCAAUCUGGGAGCUAUGGUCAACCACCAGCCAGCACCUAUGGUGGACAACAAGCCAGUACCUAUGGUAGUCAGCCCAAUGCUAGCUACUCAGCCCUUCAGCCCCAAGGAAACUAUGGAGGCCCACCACCACAGGGAAACUAUGGGGGUCCUCCAUCAGGUGGAAAUUAUGGGGGACCCCAGGGUCCUAACUACGGUGCACCACCACCACCAUCAAAUGGAAAUUAUGGUGGCCAAGGUGGUGGAUUUAACAAAGAUGGCAGUGGGAGCUACGGGGGGAGCCGGUUUGAUGGCGAUAGCCGUGGUGGCGGCAGCGGCGGCGGUGAUCGUUUCCGUGGAGAUUCAUCAGAUUUGGUUAUGCAAGAGGAUACCAUAUUUGUCUCUGGAAUGCCUGCAACUGCAACAGAAGAUGAAAUUAAAGACCAUUUUGGAUCUAUUGGCAUAAUUAAAAUGGACAAGAGAACGCAGCGACCUAAGAUUUGGAUGUACAAGGACAAAGCUACAGGACGCAUGAAGGGAGAGUGCACAGUCACAUUUGAUGAUCCCUUUACUGCUAAAUCUGCCAUACAGUGGUUUGAUGGAAAAUUAUUCAUGGGACGCACUGUCAAGGUUCAAAUGGCAGAGAGACCAAAGAGCAGUUAUGAACGUGGACGAGGUGGUUUUGGUGGUGAAAGUGGAGACCGCGGUGGUGGUGGCGGUGGAGGUAGCAGGGGACGUGGCGGUGGAAGUGAUAGAGGCUUUGAUCGCAGAGGUGGGCCCCCAGGUCGUGGCGGUGGAGAUCGUGGCGGAGAUCGUGAUGGUCCUCCUAGCGGUGGUCGAGGACGUGCAGGUGAUUGGAGAUGUCCAGUACCAAGUUGUGGCAAUAACAACUUCGCCUGGCGUAAUAGCUGUAAUCGGUGUAAUGAACCAAAGCCUGCUGGAGUAGGUGGUGAUGAUGAUGGAGGUAGUGGUGGUGGAGGUGGAUUCAGAGGCGGAUUCCGUGGUCGUGGUGACCGUGGGGGAUUUAGAGGUCGUGGUGGUGACCGAGGAGGACGAGGUGGUUUCAGAGGUCGUGGAGGCUAUGGUGAUCGUGACGGAGACCGUGAUUCUGGUGGCCCUAUGAAGGGUGACCGUGGCCCAGGAAGGUCUCGACCUUACUAACUGUCCCCUUGAUUAAGUGCUUGAGGAUGACGUUUGCAGAGAUGCUCAUUAUCCUUCAAAACAUUUUUAUAGUAGUUAAAUAUAAUUUAAAGCCAAAUGCAGUGGUAACUAAUUUUGUGAAGACAAUUUUGAAGGACUUUUACUAUGUGAAUGAGGUUUGUAUCAGAUUUAAAGAGAGUACUAUAAAGGAACAAGUGAAGGUGUAGUUAUGCUGCAGUUUAGGUAUAGUACUUGAUUCAGACAUUGACGGGCAGCCGAAAUUGGUUACUUACCUUCCUGGGGAUUUGUUUUUUUUAUUAAUUUUUUCUCCCCUCCCCUCCCACCACCCCCAAUUUUUAUGACCAAGAUAUUUCUUUGUAUCAAUAAAAUUGAGACUGA
Messenger RNA from Procambarus clarkii (red swamp crayfish), 2070 nucleotides. Its product is annotated as RNA-binding protein cabeza. Lineage: Eukaryota; Metazoa; Arthropoda; Malacostraca; Decapoda; Cambaridae. Gene Ontology annotation, molecular function: transcription coregulator activity; RNA binding. Gene Ontology annotation, biological process: regulation of DNA-templated transcription. Gene Ontology annotation, cellular component: nucleus. The record is from RefSeq and is a predicted model, not a curated record.